UACGAGACACCGUCGAUCGCGUUAGUUUCCGAACGGGAGUCCUGAUCUGGUCCGAGCGAAGAGGGCAGAAGCCAAAUUUGGAAAAGCAACACGAUGUCACGUAUGCUGCACUAUGGCAUGCCUUACGGCGGUACUCGGUUUGGAGGCUUCUCACUGGUGAAUGACAGUCGUCUAGCCACUCUGCUCGUGAUUGCAUCAUCUAUCACGAGCCAAGCAAGGACAAUAAGGUUCAUGGUCUCGAGUAGACAUUUUUCAGGAUCGUGUCUUGUGUUGAUCGGAAUGUUUUUGUGUCUAUUCUCGGACGUAUAACGCCAACGCAAGUGGUGCUUCUUGCAUAUUAUUUCCAGAUUUGGCUCGCCCGCGAGAGCUGGACGGCCUCAGUCCGCAUAUCUCGGAUAAGGUUUAUGGUUUAU
Messenger RNA from Aspergillus pseudotamarii, 413 nucleotides. RefSeq lists its product as uncharacterized. Bases 94 to 309 code for a protein of 71 amino acids. The transcript has a single exon. Lineage: Eukaryota; Fungi; Ascomycota; Eurotiomycetes; Eurotiales; Aspergillaceae. The record is from RefSeq and is a predicted model, not a curated record.